GUUGAAGACACAUUAGAUAUCAGCCAAGCAGUGACAGGUGAGCUCCUCCUUUGGACUGGGACACUGAGCAGAGACGAGCUGGACAUGGCCGGUUUCAAGCCGAGGGUGAUCUCUCUAACCAAGAGGCCGGGUCAUUCAUUUGGCUUCUACUUGAGGGUGGAGCAUAAUGAGGAGGGUCACCUGAUCCGCUGCCUGGAAAUGGGAGGUCCAGCUGAACUGGCUGGCAUGAAGGAUGGAGACCGCAUCCUGAGGGUCAAUGGAACAUUUGUUGAUGAAAUGUCACAUUCAGAAGUGGUGGACAUGGUGAGAAACAGUGGCGCAUCAGUCACGUUCCACAUCCUGGAUGAAGCUUCCUAUGUGCAGGCCAAAGCACGGGGAGUGAAUCUGUCCAACCCUCAGAGCGCACCAGUUGUCAAUGGUGGGACCAGCCAGGCUCUAAAACCCAAACUCUGCUACCUGGUUAAGUCCAGCUCAUCCUAUGGGUUUUCUCUUCGCAGUGUCAAAGGUGAGCAUGGUUUGUUCAUGACAGAGGUGAUCCAAGGAGGUGUGGCUGACAGGGCGGGGGUCUGUGUCAACGACCGCCUGCUGGAGAUCAACGGGGAGAACGUGGAAGGCGCCACACACGAUCAGGUAGUGGAGAAGAUCAAGCUGGCUGGCAGCAGCAUCAUGUUCCUGCUGGUUGAUCAGGAAACAGACAGGUACUACCAGAGCAAGCAUAUGAAGAUGGGAGCAUGGUUAGCCACGACCAAGUAUCUCCCACACAAGCCACGCGUAGUCAACUUAACCAAAGGACCUGAUGGCUAUGGCUUCCUUCUCAGGGAGGAGAAGAACCAAACAGGCCACUUCAUUAAGGACAUAGACAAAGGCAGCCCCGCAGAUAGAUCUGCUCUGAAGAAAAUGGACAGACUAAUAGCUGUUGACGGCAAAUCGGUGGACGGCUUCAGCCAUGAGCAGGUGGUGAACAAGAUCAGGCAGAGUGGCAAUACAUGCAGCUUGCUAGUGGUAGACGAAGACACGGACCAAAUGUAUGAGCAGGGGAAAGUGCCUCCUAUGCUCCCCUUGGAGGAUAUGGAGGAUUCCAACUCACCGCCAAGUUACAUAGAGGCCAUCAAUUUACCAGUUCCUGUCAAACCAUCCACACUUGUUAAGCCAAGGAGGGCGGAGCUCAAGCCUAAACUGUGUAGAAUGGAGAGGACUUCAACUACCUAUGGCUUUCACCUGAACGGCAUCCAGGGGCUCACGAGACAGUACAUCAAGGAGGUGGUGAAGGGUGGAGUGGCCGACAGGGCAGGUCUGGAGGAUGACGACAUCGUGGUGGAGGUGAACGGGGUAAACGUGGAGGAGAGCACCCACGACGAGGUGGUGGAAAUGAUCCGCUGCAGUGGCAACUCACUGGAGAUGCUGGUGGCUAAAAGGAGCGUCUAUGACCAACUCAAAGCUCAGGGAGUGACCAUCACACGCCUGCUCCUUGGGGAAACGUCUUAUGCUCAGGUCCACACUGUAGAUACUCCAGAAGAAGUUACGAGAUACGAGCAGAAAGCCAGACCUGAAACCCCAACUGAACCAGCAAGAGGGAGGGCCAUAUCAGCUUUAUCUCAAGAGAGCAUGGAUGAAAGAUUAUGAGAAGCCGCCGAACGGACAGUCUCCCUGAUUUGGCUUUUGUCAAUCUAAUGUUGAUCAAUUGUUGUUUUUUUACAAUCACCUCUAAGGGCACAAACAAUAAAAAGCGAGACAGUAAAGACUUUUGAAAUUCACUGUCAAUAUGUCAUGUAUUAAAGGGCUGAGAACAAAAUAUGA
This is a messenger RNA of Epinephelus moara (kelp grouper), 1797 nucleotides long. RefSeq names its product PDZ domain containing 1 (gene pdzk1). Gene Ontology annotation, biological process: protein localization to plasma membrane. Gene Ontology annotation, molecular function: protein-membrane adaptor activity; protein binding. Gene Ontology annotation, cellular component: apical plasma membrane. Bases 85 to 1623 code for a protein of 512 amino acids. The record is from RefSeq and is a predicted model, not a curated record. NCBI's taxonomy places the organism in Eukaryota, Metazoa, Chordata, Actinopteri, Perciformes, Serranidae. The transcript is spliced from 8 exons.